AUGGCCUCCGCCCACGCUAUCGGUAAUGAUGCCUUAGUUAGCCAUGCUUUCAAUGGAGAUGGUACCCAAAUGGCUAUCUCUGUGAAUACAAGCGAUGUUUAUUUGGUCAGUAUUCCAUCAACCCCAAGUGGAAAAUAUAAAGUCAUCGAUAUUCUCAAAGGGCACACCGCAAAUGUUAUGGGCAUAGACUGGGCACCCAAGUCAGAUCGCAUUAUUGAUCGUGCCGCUGUGUGUGUUAGAUGGUCGCCGCUGGAAGAUCGGUUUGCCGUCGGAAGUGGGUGCAAGCUGGUCGCUGUUUGCUGUUAUGAUAAAGCCUCCGAUUGGUGGGUCAGCAAACGAAUCAAAAAGCAGUUUAAGUCCACGGUCACCUGUCUGGACUGGCAUCCGAACAAUUCUGUGCUUGCUUGUGGCUCCUCUGACUUCCGUGUCAGGGUUUACUCGGCUUUCAUCCAAUCGGGAGCGCAGGAGAGCGAAUGGGGAAGCCAUGCAAACCUAGGAACAAUGCUCUUUGAGCAUUAUGAAUCGGAAGGCGGUUGGGUUCUCACUGUGGCCUUCUCUGCCGAUGGCACCAAGUUGGCCUGGGCCAAGCACAACUCUCUUAUUUUUGUCGCGGAUGUCAGUCCUGGUGCAAGCACGGCUGGCGGUGUCAAGUGUGGGCCUGCAGUAGUCUCUUGUUUGCGUUCAGACUUUCUGCCAUUCACAAGUUGUCUUUGGGUCGGACCAUCCACAUUUGUGGCAGCCGGAUAUGACUGCUGUCCAAUGGCUUUUCGGUAUUCUGAACAAGGAAUCCAAUACGUGCACCAGUUGGAUGUAAAAGGUGAAACUAAAACCACUGGUAAACUGACCGCGAUGAAAAAGUUUCAAGAUAUCGAUCGUAUGGCCACCACAGACAACACGGGAUCACGCCUUGAAACUAUUCAUCAGAACUGCAUCAACGAACUGCGUAUUUACAAAGGAAGCCGUGAAAAAGUUACCUGUCUGUCGUCGAUCGGCCGUGACGGAUACAUGGUGUUUUGGGAUUUACCGACUCUGUGCCAACAAAUUUCGCAAUUGACAAUAUCCUAA
Molecule: messenger RNA, 1065 nt
Organism: Echinostoma caproni
Lineage: Eukaryota; Metazoa; Platyhelminthes; Trematoda; Plagiorchiida; Echinostomatidae
Source: the annotation of a GenBank genome assembly